AUGGCUACCAACAUCACCUGGCACCCUUCGCUCUCCCGCCGCGAGCGCAAUGAGCUCCGCAAGCAGCGCGGCCUAACCAUCUGGCUGACUGGCCUGUCCGCCUCAGGCAAGUCCACCGUCGCCACCGCCCUCGAGCAGCACCUCCUCCACCUCGGCCUGGCCGCCUACCGCCUGGACGGCGACAACGUCCGCUUCGGCCUGAACAAGGACCUGGGUUUCUCCGAGAAGGACCGCAACGAGAACAUCCGCCGCAUCUCAGAGGUCGCCAAACUCUUCGCCGACUCCGCCACCAUCGCCAUCACCUCCUUCAUCUCCCCCUACCGCGCGGACCGCGACCUUGCCCGCGAGCUGCACAGCCAGACAGCCCAGGGCGACGAGCCCAUCCCCUUCAUCGAGGUCUUCGUCGACGUGCCCCUCGAGGUCGCCGAGCAGCGCGACCCCAAGGGCCUGUACAAGAAGGCCCGCGCCGGCGAGAUCAAGGAGUUCACGGGGAUCUCCGCCCCCUACGAGGAGCCCGCCGCCGCCGAGAUCACCAUCAAGACCCACGAGAACACCGUCGAGGAGUGCGUUGCUCAGAUCGUCCAGUGGCUGUCUGAGAAGGGCUACGUCAAAACAGCAUAG
Messenger RNA from Clonostachys rhizophaga, 621 nucleotides. The record is from the annotation of a GenBank genome assembly. Lineage: Eukaryota; Fungi; Ascomycota; Sordariomycetes; Hypocreales; Bionectriaceae.